This is a messenger RNA of Phyllotreta striolata, 1822 nucleotides long. The record is from the annotation of a GenBank genome assembly. Lineage: Eukaryota; Metazoa; Arthropoda; Insecta; Coleoptera; Chrysomelidae.
GGUUAUUAUUUGCAUAGAAGAACGGGCGGACAUGUGAUGCACGGUGUGAAGUGUUGAGUUGGUUUAUGUGGUUUAAUUUUCGCUUUUUGCGUCGGAAGUUCAGUCAGCGCGGAAAAUCGAUUUUCGGUGGAUUCUGUCGCUGUUGAAAUACCUCGUUAUACACUUCUCGAUUAAAAAAUGAAUAGCGUUGUCGAGGUGGAGACGAAACAAUUACCUCAAAUCGAGAAACUCCAGGUUUACGGCAUACGAUGGGUGGUUUUGGGGAUUUUCGUGCUUUAUUCAGCGGCCAAUGCGAUGCAAUGGGUGCAAUUGGCCAUUAUCAACGAUGUAAUGGUCAGCUAUUAUGGGGUAUCAUCAAUGUGGGUUGAUUGGACUUCCAUGAUUUAUAUGUUUUUAUAUGUGCCGUUUGUGUUUCCUGCCAGUUAUGUAUUAGAAAAAUUGGGCGUACGGAAAUGUGUGAUAGUUGGAAUGGCAUUGACAUGUCUAGGAACAUGGGUAAAAGUCGCCGGAGUGGAUAGAGAUAGAUUUUACGUUGUCUUCAUAGGGCAAUCAAUAGUUGGAUUUUCUCAAAUAUUUAUUUUGUCUGUACCGUCGAGAUUGGCUGCUCUUUGGUUUGGACCGUCUCAAGUCUCGUCUGCCUGCAGUAUAGGAGUAUUCGGGAAUCAGCUUGGCAUCGCCAGUGGUUUUCUUUUACCACCGCUAUUCGUUAGCUCAACAUCGAGUUUCGAGCAACAAACCAAACAAUUUUACACAAUGUUCAUUUCCGUUGGUAUAUUUACAACCGUUCUUCUCAUAGUAAUUUUACUUUUUUUUAAGGAUAAACCUCCAACUCCUCCAUCACACGCGGCUCUUCAACAAAACGAGACCGACUCCGAUUUCGUCGGAACAUUAAAGGCUCUGAUGCGAAAUAAAUCCUUCAUUUACCUUCUGCUUGCGUACGGGAUCAAUGUAGGAGUGUUCUACGCUAUAUCCACGCUUCUGAACCAGAUCGUGCUCCGGUAUUAUCCAGGAGCUAGCGUCGAUGCUGGUAGAAUAGGAUUGGUAAUCAUAGUAGCAGGUAUGCUGGGCUCGAUCGUUUGCGGUGUAAUCUUGGAUAAAUUUCAUAAGUUCAAAGAAACUACUCUGGUGGUGUACUCCUUCUCGUUAGUCGGGAUGGUGAUCUAUACGUUUACAAUAUCCAAAGGAAUCGUCGUUGUUUAUAUCAUAUCAGCAAUUCUUGGAUUCUUCAUGACAGGUCUGCUUCCAGUCGGUUUUGAAUUGGCGACCGAAUUAACUUAUCCGAUUCCCGAGGGAACACCGGCGGGUCUGUUAAAUUGCGCCUGUAACCUUUUAGGCAUAGUUUUUACCAAUUUAUAUUCUGUGAUUUUCAACGCCGUGAACGACGUAUGGGCCAAUCUGGUCAUGUGUUUCGUCCUGUUGAUUGGCAUUAUUCUAGUGGUUUUCACCAGUUCGGAUCUGCGUCGUCAAGCCGCCCAAAAUUCCGCUAAUUCUGAAUAUCAAAGAUUACUUACAGAACCUGGAACUAGUUAUGUCGAAGGCGAGCAUUAGUUAUCUAUAAUUAUCGCCUAAUAAGGAGAAUAUGAAGAAACAUUAUGAACUUAAUAAAGCUUAUACUUUAUAGAAGGCCGAUGUCUGUGCAAUGAAUGCUUAAAUUUACCAUUCAAGUUGUAGAUGGCGAUGCAAGACUAAAAUGUAUGUAAUUUCAUAGGUACUUAAAGUAUUAACAAUUAGAAAAUUGCAAUAUCAAUAAAGCCAUUAUUUAAUUAUAAUAUUUUUUAUGUAGGUACCAAUAUUUUAUGUGUAUUAAAUAUUUUUUAUUCAA